AUGUCGCAAGAAGCAUGCACCAGUGCAAGCCCGAUACGUUGUCUCAUCUUUGAUGUGGACGACACUCUCUAUGAUGUCGGGACAGGUUUCACAGCCCACCGCAAUGGCGACGGUGCAGAACUGUUCAUGGUGGAAAAGCUGGGAUUCCCUGACCGCGCUUCUGCCAAGACGGUUCGAGAUUUCUACUUCGAAAAGUAUCACAGCACCGCCAAAGCACUUACUGUCGCACAGAAGGAAGGAAAGCUUCCUGAGGGAGCCCCAACCUUUCAGGCAAAAGAUUUGGCGGAGUAUUGGGCCACGAAUCUUAACUUUGACCUACUAGGAGACCCAAAGACACAAUUCUUGAAAGACCUACAAGAUUCACCUCUCAAGCUAGUUGCUUUUUCCAAUGGUCCCCGCAAGUACGUAACCCGCGUUUUGAAACAACUGGGACUGUGGCAAGUAUUUGGGGAGGAGGCCCUCUUUGCUGUGGAUGAUGUCCUCCCUUUCUGCAAACCAGAAAAGGAAGCCUUUGAAAUCGUUUGUAACAAGAUCAACGUCAAACCACAUGAGUGUGUCAUUGUCGAAGACAGCAUGAAAAACAUACGCAAAGCAAAACUACUGGGCCUCAAAACCAUACUCGUCGCAGGGAAAGGAAGAAAACAGAGCAGUCGCUCCGAUACUGCUACCAGUACUGCGACUUCCAAUGGUGCCGGUGCCGGUGCCGAUGCGUCGGAACUGACCAAGCCUGGUGAUGCUCCCAUUGAAGAUGAUCCGGCCGUGGAUCUUUGUGUUGAAGUCGUGGAAGAAAUGAGGACUGCACUACCUGGGCUCUGGCAAACACCUGCUACCUUGACAGGAUAG
This is a messenger RNA of Seminavis robusta, 843 nucleotides long. Lineage: Eukaryota; Bacillariophyta; Bacillariophyceae; Naviculales; Naviculaceae. The record is from the annotation of a GenBank genome assembly.